CCACCACAUAAAGUUCCAAAACUCUAACAUUAAUCUCUCAACUUUAUAUUAUAUUCAAUUCAAUUCAUGCCAUGUAUAUACCAGUGUCUUAGCACACACAUUUUACCACUUCUUUUUUCCUAUGGCUCCUCCUUCUCAUUCCAAGUUCAAGAUCUGAAUCUGAAAUAUUCACGCUCUUCACUUUGAGAUCUCUUACUCAGAAGAUAUGGGAAGCAAAUGGAGAAAAGCCAAGCUCGCUCUUGGUCUUAACAUGUGUUUAUAUGUUCCUGAAUCACUUGAACAACAACAACAACAACAAGACUCCACAACUUCUCCCAGCUCCACUCAACCGGGACUCUCCGACGCCGUUUCACCUUCUUCCCUCCCUCAACCUUCUUCUACGCCUUCCCCUUCGUCUUCUGCCUUCCGCUUGUCCAAGUCCUCCAAGAGGACCUGUGCAAUAUGUCUGACCAACAUCAAACCUGGCCAAGGCCAUGCCAUUUUCACUGCAGAGUGUGCUCACUCUUUCCACUUUCAUUGCAUUACUUCUAAUGUAAAACAUGGGAACCAAAUUUGCCCAGUUUGCAGAGCAAAAUGGAAAGAAGUUCCAUUUCAGAGUCCUGCAUCUGAUCUUCCCCAUGGAAGGUCGAGAAUCAAUCCUGUAGGUUGGUCUCGUGAUGAUGCUUGGAUGAGUAUAUUGCGACAAAUCCCUCCCCCUCAGCUAGAUGUGAGCAGGCAGAUUAAUUCAAUUUAUCAUGCUCCUGAACCUGUUGUCUUCAAUGAUGAUGAAGCUUUGGAUCACCAACACGAGAUUACUGAGAGUAGUAACACGCCAACUACAGAUGCUACUGAAGAUAAUUCUAUUGGAAAAUUAGAGGUCAAAACAUAUCCAGAAGUUUCAGCUGUCCCAAAUGCUGUUUCGCAUAAUAAUUUUAAUAUACUAAUCCAUCUGAAAGCACCUCUUAGUAGUGGAAGACAUAAUAGUUGCAGCAACCAGGUGCCGACAUCUGAAAAUUCCCGUGCUACAGUUGAUCUUGUCACAGUGCUUGAUGUUAGUGGCAGCAUGGCAGGUACCAAGCUUGCUUUGCUAAAAAGAGCAAUGGGAUUUGUGAUUCAGAAUCUUGGCCCCUCUGACCGCCUUUCUGUCAUUGCCUUCUCUUCCACUGCCCGUCGCCUUUUCCCACUCCGUCGGAUGACUGAGACAGGAAGGCAGGAGGCUUUACAAGCUGUUAAUUCUCUAACUUCAAAUGGUGGGACAAAUAUUGCUGAAGGGCUAAAAAAGGGUGCCAAAGUGUUAUUAGAUCGCCAGUGGAAGAACCCAGUAGGUAGUAUCAUACUGUUAUCUGAUGGACAGGAUACAUAUACUGUCAGUAGUCCUGGUGCAGCUCAUUCUCGAACAGAUUACAAGUCUCUUCUUCCUAUUUCAAUCCAUCGCAAUGGUGAUACUGGGACCCAAAUUCCUGUUCAUGCAUUUGGGUUUGGCGCAGACCAUGAUGCUGCCUCAAUGCAUUCAAUCUCUGAGAUUUCUGGGGGCACAUUUUCUUUCAUAGAAGCUGAGGGUGUGAUUCAGGAUGCAUUUGCACAGUGUAUUGGCGGAUUAUUGAGUGUGGUUGUGCAGGAGGUGAAGGUUAAAGUUGAGUGUGUUCAUCCAAGUUUGCAAAUUAGUUCAAUAAAAGCAGGAAGUUACCACAGCAGCUUGACGCCUGAUGGAAAAACAGGUUCUAUUGAUGUGGGAGACUUGUAUGCUGAAGAAGAAAGGGAUUUUCUGGUUACAAUGGACAUUCCAGCUAGUGGUAUUAGAGAAGAUAUGACAUUGCUUAAGGUAAAAUGUGCUUUUAGAGAUCCCAUUACGAAAGAAAUGGUGAUUUCAGAUGAAAUUACUGAUGUAAAGAUCCAGAGGCCGGCAAUCACUGGGCAACUAGUAGUGUCUAUGGAAGUAGACAGGCAAAGAAACCGGCUUCGUGCAGCAGAGGCAAUGGCUGAGGCUAGAGUUGCUGCUGAACAUGGUGAUCUAGCAAAUGCAGUCUCUGUCUUGGAGAGCUGCCGUAGAGCACUGUCUGAAACUGUCUCUGCUCGGGCUCGUGACAGGUUAUGUGUCGCAUUAUGUGCUGAGUUGAAAGAGAUGCAAGAAAGGAUGGCAAAUCGCCGCAUAUAUGAGUCAUCUGGAAGGGCUUAUGUUUUAUCUGGUUUGAGCUCACACUCAUGGCAAAGAGCAACUGCACGUGGUGAUUCCACUGAUAGUACAAGCCUUGUGCAAGCUUACCAAACCCCAUCAAUGGUUGACAUGGUGACGAGGUCUCAAACCAUGAUCUUGGGGACUCCCCCGCCUCAGCGCAAACAACUCCGCCAAGCUCACUCAUUUCCAGCCCGUCCACAGCCGAGGUAAUUGUUCAGAGUUAUCUUGAAAAUUCUCCUCACCCUACAUUCACAUAUUCUAUAUCCAUGGACCUUUUUUGUUUUUGUUAGACUUAUUUGUUUUCCUUUUUGUGGUUUUGGGAAGUGGGGGUAUAAAUUGAAGAGAGAGAGGUUGGAUGGUUUCACAUGGGUAUAUUUCCUUGUUUUGUAAUGUAAAUGAAUAAGAAUUGGGCAAUAGGUGAGAUAUGGGGUUUGGGGGGAAAAUGGUGAAAAGGAAAAAGUGGGAGUUUUUUUAUAUUUUGGUUAUGAGGUGAUGUACAUAUCCAGAAAUGGUGUUUUGCAUUUCCUGAGAAGAGGGGGUAUAAAAAUGUAAUUGUGGGGAUACUUGGGGUGAAUUCUUCAACUAAAUAUAAGAUAUGGUAUAUCUGCUCUUGAUUCUUUUGACAAAUUGUUCUUAUUGUUUAGAAGUUUAUUAGUUACGAUCAAUCUAGAUUGAGAAAGAGGGCAUUUUAAGCAGAGCAACAACUUAGCAGAGCCUUAGUCUUUACGGUUUGGUGAAUUUUGUGCGAAAGUGAUAUAUUUUAUAAAAAAUUCAAUUUUGUGGCCAA
Molecule: messenger RNA, 2942 nt
Organism: Pistacia vera
Lineage: Eukaryota; Viridiplantae; Streptophyta; Magnoliopsida; Sapindales; Anacardiaceae
Product: E3 ubiquitin-protein ligase WAV3-like
Exons: 2
Coding region: 206-2365 (719 amino acids)
Source: RefSeq, a predicted model, not a curated record